Messenger RNA from Vigna umbellata (rice bean), 1159 nucleotides. Lineage: Eukaryota; Viridiplantae; Streptophyta; Magnoliopsida; Fabales; Fabaceae. The record is from RefSeq and is a predicted model, not a curated record.
UGGUAGUGCUGCCAAUUCUCCACAUUUGACAAAAUCAAAGCUCCUUUCCUUAAAACACAAAGCAAAACUCCAUCAUUCCAAACACUCCUUCAUGCUACAUCUCCCAUAACACAUCAACAACAAUAAAGAACACACUCAUAAUCAACACCAUCAUCACAUACAUGCGAUCCAAAAGGGAAGGAAAUAAAACUGUUCAAAAAUGAAGAGCCGUUAUCCGUUACAGGAGAAACGGUGGUUGCUGGGCCUGGCCGUGGUGGGCCUGAUUGUCCUGGGCUUUUUCCUCUCAACGGUAGGCCGAUCUUCGGAAACCGCCUACCUGUGUCCGAGCACGCUGGGGAUCCGAACCCGAAAAGAAUUCAAUUACGACCCGGCACCGAUCCAGACGCGCGCCAUUCUCCACUACGCGACCUCGCGCGUGGUGCCGCAGCAAUCGGUGGCGGAGAUCAAGAUCAGUCUGGACGUGAUAAAGUCACUGGGCCGGCCAUGCAACUUCCUUAUCUUCGGGCUGGGCCACGAUUCCCUCAUGUGGGCCUCGUUCAACCCGGGUGGCACCACGGUGUUCCUCGAGGAGGAUCCUAAGUGGGUCCACUCGAUCUUGAAAGACGCGCCGGGCCUGCGGGCUCAUACGGUCCGUUACCGUACGCAGCUUCGCGACGCCAAUACGCUGCUCACCUCGUACCGCUCCGAAGCCACGUGUUCUCCUGCGACGGCGUACCUUCGUGGCAACCAAGCGUGCAAGCUGGCGCUGGAGAAUCUCCCCAACGAGGUUUACGAGACGGAGUGGGACAUGAUCAUGAUCGACGCGCCCAAGGGGUACUUCGCGGAGGCGCCGGGGCGGAUGUCGGCGGUGUUUUCCGCCGCUGUGAUGGCGCGUAACCGGAAGGAAGUCGGUGUAACGCACGUGUUCUUGCAUGACGUGGAUCGCAAGGUGGAGAAGGUUUACGCGGAAGAGUUUCUGUGUAAGAAGAACUUGGUGAAUGGUGCUGGAAGGCUUUGGCACUUUCAGAUUCCUCCUUCUAACGACACCGUUUCUUCUAGUUUCUGCUAGAAACUUCUUCACCUUCUUCAUCUUUUUUGCUUCUUCUUUUCUCUCUCGUUAGAGUAUCAUUCAACAUCAUCUUGUGUAUCGAAUUUUAUAUUAUAUUUUUACUCUCUUUCA